AUGGAUACGGAUACACCCACCGCCCAGGAGAGUGAAUAUGGAAGUUCGCCAUGGGUUGAUAUAGGGGCAUUUGAGUCUCCAGCCCCUCAUCAUAGCCCACCGUUACCGGACUUUCACGGCUUCAGCUAUGCACCUUCGUCUAUCAUGCCCAUGGAACCCGCUUACAACAUCUCGGUUGCUCCUCCAUACUCGACGAUCAAUUUCAGCAUGCCACCGCCUAGUGCGUGGCCUAAUAUGCUCGCCGCUCACAGUCAUUUCCCCCAGGAAACCACUUUGUCGCCUGUGUCAACGCCAGCUCCAACUAUUUCACCCCCCCAGCCAGUACCCAUUCGGCCAUUGCGUGCUACCCCGGCGCCGCAUGUGCCGACUCCUCGCAGGACUCUCACGGAUGAGGAUCGCCGCCGGAUGUGCUUGUAUCACGAAGAGAACAAGACAGCUAAACAGACUGACAUUGGAGCUUUAUUCGGUGUGGAGCGAAGUACUGUAUCCAAGGUCUUGCGACAGAAAGAAAAGUAUUUAAGCAUGGAAGAUGGAAGUCGUUCACCCAUCAAAAAGAGCAAAGGAAAGGUUCCUGAUAUCGAAAAAGCACUCGCCAACUGGGCCAAAAACUAUCAACGCCAGGGCUUUACCCUUACUGAUGCCAUGAUCAAGGAGAAAGCACAUUUUUUUGCCACGACCUGUGCCAGUCCAGAUGGAAAGCACAAGAUCCUCACUGCUAGCUGGCUGGAGAAAUUCAAGCAGAAAAACCAUUUGUCCGGGUCUAAGUCUCGAAAGAAUUCCACGGAUACCGUCGCGAGCGAUGGAGGAGAGAGCAUAUCUCGUCUCCAAUCCCCUACAGAGACGCAGAGUAAAUCUACGGGGGUAUCGCCUAUUUCGCCCAUUGGGUUGAUGCCAUCCCCUCUUUCGCCUACUCAUGGUCAAGAUAAACUGAAGAAAGAGCCCAGUGAUAGCUUCUUUGAUUUCUCGAUGGACCAAAGCAAGCAUAGCCACUCUCUGAGCACUACCUCCCUCGACACAGUUCCAUCCUUGUCUGCCGGAUUAGCAAGCCCGACGUCGCCUUUGCUCUCUGGAAGCCCACUUACACCGACACUGCGAUCAUCUCGCCUUCCUUCAAUCAGCUCUGCUGUCAACCGGCCCCGAAGCCAGACUUUCCCCUUGCUUUCUUCUGAUGCCGAAAGCAACGGAAACCCCGAACACGCGGAUUCCAGACGCUUGAAGAAUGGGUCCUUCUCUGUCUCAGUGGUCACUUCUCCGUUGGAUUUGGAGCAGCAGAAACAGCAAGGAGAUGACAACAUUUCCCCACGCGAUGGCCAAAGCACUACAAUCAAACGCAACCCAAGCACCCCAGAUUUGAAAUCGCCCAUUUCAAUGCAACCGCCCCCACUACCAGUGCCAAAGUCCACAGUGAGCAGCCCUGUAAGUGCUUCUCCACCUACAGGGUCAUCACAGCCUACACAAAAUGAAGCACGACGAGCCCUAGAGAUAGUCAUAAGCUAUAUUCAAAGCCAACCAGCCGGAUUAGGCCUGCAAGCAUCAGACUAUGCGACCAUGGCCAAAUUGAUGGAAAAGCUUGAUUUGGUGCACGGCCAUUUAGGCAAUUCGAUAAUCUUGGGCAAGUUGCAUAGCAUCGAUGAAGAUGCCGAUGCCGAUGCCGAUGUGGAUGUGGAUGUGGAUGUGGAUGUGGAUGUCGACGUGGACGUGAAUAUGGACGGGCCUCAUAUCGACAAGAAAACGAACGUACUUUCGAUGGCAUGA
Talaromyces atroroseus is the source of this 1755-nucleotide messenger RNA. RefSeq lists its product as hypothetical. Bases 1 to 1755 code for a protein of 584 amino acids. The record is from RefSeq and is a predicted model, not a curated record. NCBI's taxonomy places the organism in Eukaryota, Fungi, Ascomycota, Eurotiomycetes, Eurotiales, Trichocomaceae. The transcript is spliced from 3 exons. Gene Ontology annotation, cellular component: nucleus. Gene Ontology annotation, molecular function: DNA binding.